AUGUGGCCCACCGGCGCAGACGAAUUCGUCUUUGGCGCUACCCCCGGCGUAGACGAAGCGUACCAGUCCGCGCAUGAUCAUCAACAGUUCCCUGGGGCUAUAUACCAUGUACUGGAAGAUGAAGAGCCAGCAUCGUCGUUUCUGUCGCAGUCUAUCCGUGAUACAGGGACUACCACGCCGGCUAGUGACCUUUCCGCGUACGGUUUCGCCCCUCAUGAGCCUCGGGGUUUCUCUACGCCUAGAGACAACAUGCAUCCCAUGGGGCAACAUUCGCCAUAUCUUGCCCCACCCACGAGCAGACCUGUUAUAUCUCAGGUCCGUACCGCGUCCAAGAAAGAACCCAGGAAGACUACGAUGAGAGCGCCUAGCAAGGCCAACGGAGUGGCUAAGCCUUACCGACAUACAACCGGCACAAAUGUCCAGGCCAUCGCCAAUUAUGACUUUGGAACUGACGAUCUCCAUCUUUUAACGUCUGCUAGUCCAUCGCACAGCGAUAUAUCACCGCAACUCACCGAAUCACUGUCGGGCUCACUCGAACCGCGAAGUGACUCGCUGGGUCUAGCAGCAGCAAGCUUGAGCGCCAAGAAAGACAGUCGCAAUGACUUACCAACACCGCAUGUUGAAGCCGACGGCGAGAUCUCCGCAGCAUUACGUCUUCGAACACCAAGCGAGUGUCAAGGAGGCAAGAAUCUUGCUCGCGCAUUGGGCUUCCUCGGAGGUAGAACCAGUCCGAUCGGUCCCGGCGUCUCAGGCUUUGACCUCACGUUCGCUAACCUUCUCGACGCGAGGCGCCGAUAUCCUGGGCAAGUCAACAUCCAUCGACAUGCGCUUCUUGGUUCUGAAGACUAUAACUCAGCAUUCGAAGAAGACGCACGGCUGAGCCGAGACCGCUGCAAUCAAGCUAUCCUAGAAUCCUCUCCGGAUUCGUUACCGAAAGGCACCUACCUUCUAGAUCUUGGCGGCGGCUUCCAGGUCACAGUCCCGCUUGAUCCGAUAAUCGAAGCUACGUUCAAGCAAGGAGGUCAAGGCACCAUACCACCUGAGGGUCUCGUACGUAUCGCCACGGAGAUGAACAUCGACAUGAAAGACUACCGUGUCGAUGGUAAACCGCACCCGGUAUACAGUAUGGGUGCCCCAAAGCAGGUCGAUAUCCGGCUCUUGGGCUCUAUACCUGUCACCAUAGUGGAGAUGGCCAUCUCCCAAAAGCCCGGAGGCGGUGAGAGUUGGACACCGCCUGGCGACGAGUACCGACUAGUCGACUACUACGUCCGAGAUCUUGCGAACGGUGUCGAUCGCGAAAACUAUCCUUCCGGUUCAGACAGAGGCCUUCUGACUCAAUUGAUCGAGCUUGUAGACGACAAUCCAGACGAGUGGGCUGAUCUCAAGCUCAGCGAUGUCCAAUUCAUCGAAGAUUCGGAGGGUUACUUUGAGACGACAAACCCUUCUUUUGGACCUGGAAUGGAGAACCCAGACAAGGAAGCAUUUCGUCGCCACAAUCCAGACUUGAAACGGUAUCGUAAGACGAUGGCGAAUUAUCGCAUCCGGCAAAAGAAGGACAAAGCAAAAGUCGCGAUGGGAAGCCAAGGCCAGGCUCAGUGA
Messenger RNA from Alternaria viburni, 1599 nucleotides. RefSeq lists its product as uncharacterized. Bases 1 to 1599 code for a protein of 532 amino acids. Lineage: Eukaryota; Fungi; Ascomycota; Dothideomycetes; Pleosporales; Pleosporaceae. The transcript is spliced from 2 exons. The record is from RefSeq and is a predicted model, not a curated record.